AUGGUUAGCAUAUUGGAUUUAAGCAAUAAUUAUCUUAGUGGGACGAUUAAUACAACUUUUAAUGCUGAAAACCGACUCAGCAUCAUUAACUUGUACGGGAAUAAGCUGAAGGGGAAAGUUCCACCAUCGUUGAUCAAUUGCAGAUAUUUGGAAUUCCUUGAUUUAGGAGACAAUGAGUUGAAUGACACAUUUCCAAGUUUGUUGGGAGGCCUUCCUGGUUUGAAGAUUUUAAGCUUCAGAUCGAAUAAGUUGCACGGCCCUAUAAGUGAUUCAAGGACAAACAACUCGUUUGCUCAAAUUCGAGUAAUAGAUCUCUCAUCCAAUGGAUUUAGUGGAAAUUUACCAGUCAGCCUUUUUGAGAAUUUUCAAGCUAUGAAAAUAAUUGGAGAGAAAAGUAGAACACGAGAGUAUGUUGCUGAUUAUUAUCCUAGUAAUUACGCGAAUACUUUGAUAGUUACAACAAAGGGACUGGAUCUUGAACUUCCUCGUGUUUUGACCACAGAAGUAAUUAUCAAUCUCUCAAGGAAUAGAUUUGAAGGUUAUCUCCCAAGCAUUAUCGGAGAUCUCGUUGGACUCCGUACGCUGAACCUAUCUCAUAAUUGCUUGGAAGGUAUUAUACCAGCAUUAUUCCACCAAUUAUCCGAAAACAGUUUGAUACGUUUGAGAACAGAACAGAAUGAUGGGUUACGUGGAUUGCCCUUCUCAAAAGAUUAUGGUGGCGAUGAUGGGGUACCGCAACCGACAACUCCAGUUGAGCUAGAUGAUGAAGAAGAAGGAGAUUUGAUCAGUUGGCAAGCGGUUCUCAUGGGUUUCGGUUGUGGUCUUGUUAUUGGACUGAUAGUUAUAUCUCAAAAUGAUGGGUUACGUGGAUUGCCCCUCUCAAAAGAUUGUGGUGGCGAUGAUGGGGUACUGCAACCGACAACUCCAGUUGAGCUAGAUGAUGAUGAAGAGGAAGAAGGAGAUUUGAUCAGUUGGCAAGCGGUUCUCAUGGGUUUCAGUUGUGGUCUGGUUAUUGGAAUGUCAAUAAUAUACAUAAUGUUGUCAACUCACUAUCCAGUCUGGUUUUCGAGGAUGGUUGUAAAAUUUGAACAUAAAAUUGAUUCGAUAAUGAAAAGAUAUUAG
This is a messenger RNA of Capsicum annuum, 1122 nucleotides long. RefSeq names its product receptor-like protein Cf-9 homolog. The record is from RefSeq and is a predicted model, not a curated record. Bases 1 to 1122 code for a protein of 373 amino acids. The transcript has 3 exons. Gene Ontology annotation, molecular function: protein binding. NCBI's taxonomy places the organism in Eukaryota, Viridiplantae, Streptophyta, Magnoliopsida, Solanales, Solanaceae.